This is a messenger RNA of Akanthomyces muscarius, 1443 nucleotides long. RefSeq lists its product as uncharacterized. The transcript has 5 exons. NCBI's taxonomy places the organism in Eukaryota, Fungi, Ascomycota, Sordariomycetes, Hypocreales, Cordycipitaceae. Bases 1 to 1443 code for a protein of 480 amino acids. The record is from RefSeq and is a predicted model, not a curated record.
AUGGUAGCAGUCGAGAUGGUGGCGCUUGCUGGCGCUGCUGCUCUCGCCACGCCGGCGCCCCUACUGCUGUCGUCAAUUGCUCCCAGGGAUAGCAGCAUUGGCACCAGCGACUUCGUAUCGGAACUUCCCCAUUGCGCGACGCCCUGUGUCGAGCAGUUCUGCUCACUAUCGAACCAAACAUGCAUCUGUGGCCCAGACAAGAGCGCCGUCGACCACUGUGUCCUCGCCUCGUGCACUAUGCAAGAAGCCAUAUUCACCAGAAAUGCGACCGAGAUAACGUGCGCAGCGCCGGUUCGAGAUCGCCGAAUGAAAUUCAACGUCAUGAUUGUCGCCAUCACUUGCGUUACCCUCCCAAUUGUCACGGCGCGCCUAGUGUACAAGCAAUUCUUCAGCAUCAGCAAGCGUCUGAAUACCGAAGACUGGACCAUAGUUCUCGCCAUCCUUCUGGGCUUACCGAGCGUCGCCCUCACCAUAUUUGGCCUCACGGCCCACGGGCUGGGCACGGAUCUGUGGGGACUGAGCAGCGCAGACCUUGUCGCCUUUGGCCGUUCCUUUUACGCGAUUCAAGUCAUUUACAUUCUGUUAAUGCUGCUCGUGAAGCUGACCUUGACAUUCUUCUAUCUCAACAUCUUUUCCGGCCACAGGGUCCGGAUUCUCUUGUGGGGGACAAUCGCGUUUCACAUCAUGGCGGCAGCAGCGUUUGGGAUUGCACUCAUCUUCCAGUGCCUACCAAUCAGCUAUCAGUGGAACAAGUACAACUACAUCAACGACCCGUCUCUCGAAGGCCAUUGCAUCAAUGUCAACGCGGGAGCCUGGGCAAACAGUGCUGUGAGCGUGGCCUCGGAUAUCUGGCUCCUGGCUAUCCCUCUGAGCCAGCUCUAUAAGUUGCAACUUCACUGGAAGAAAAAGCUGGGCGCUGCCAUCAUGCUAUUUACCGGCGUCAUCGUGACUGUGGUAUCCUUUCUGCGUCUAGCCUCUGUGAAAGACUACGCCACAACAUCGAAUCCAACCUGGGACCAAUGGGAUAUUGUCUGGUGGUCCACCAUUGAGCUUGAAGUUGGCUUCAUUUGCACUUGUCUGCCGACCAUGCGCCUGAUACUCGUCCGAAUGGCGCCAAAAGCGUUUGGUUCUUCUCAGAGUACAAACUCAUCCUACGGCGCGAACAUGCAUCGACUCGAGUCUAACAGCACAAUGCAUACACACCGUGAGGCGUAUGACGACGUGACACUCCACGACGUGCCUCUACCAAAGCGUUCAUCAGCACCAGCUUCCUCAUCCGUUGAAAGGGUUCCGAAAGCAGCAAGCCAAAUAGCAGUAUCUAGCUUGCGGGAGGAGUUGAGCACCACUGGGUCGUCUAUCGGCACCAAGCCUGGUGACGCGUGGCAGACCCAUGCGUCAUCCCUGAUGGCGAAGCAUCCAACCACGUGGAGGGGAAGCGUCUAA